AUGAAAGAUCUAAUGGUUAAACAUGUGAACGAAGGUAGAAAACCAGGAGCAACAGUGGUAAAUUAUAAAACACCUGAAGAAUUACAAGAAUUGAUUGAUUUAAAUUUGGAAUAUAGUGGAAUUAAUGUUGAAGGUUUGAUCCCAUUAAUACAAAAUAUUCUACAUUACAGUGUAAAUACUUGGAAUCCGGGAUUUAUGGAUAAAUUAUAUGCUGGCACCAAUCCUGUUGGAAUUAUAUCAGAGAUGUUAAUAACUUUAUUGAAUGCAAAUUCACAUGUAUAUCAUGUAUCCCCAGCUCUCACAAUAAUUGAAAAUACGGUAUCAAAGGAAUUGGCUAAAUUAUUGGGAAUGGGAGGAAUAACAUGUCCCGGUGGUUCAUUCUCAAAUCAAUUGGCAAUGAUAACUGCACGAAAUCACAUGUUUCCUGAGAUCAAAACUAAGGGUUAUUUUAAUUUUGGCAAAAGACUAUUAGUGUUCACUUCUUCUGCAGGUCAUUAUAGUAUUGAGAAAACUGCUAUGUCAUUAGGAUUGGGUACUGAUAGUGUAAUUAAAGUGUCUUGUGAUGAGAAAGGAAGAAUGAGAGUAGAUGAAUUAGAACUUCUCAUUAAAAAAUCAAUACAACAAGGUGAUAUUCCAUUUUUUAUUAAUGCUACUGCUGGUACAACAGUUUUGGGAGCAUUUGAUCCAUUACAGGAAAUAGGAAAAAUAGCAAAACAAUAUAACAUAUGGUUUCAUGUUGAUGGAUCAUGGGGUGGAAGUUUGGUAUUUUCUAAAAAACAUAAAUAUUUACUUGAUGGAACAAAUUUAGCUAAUACAUUAGUAAUAAAUCCUCAUAAAAUGCUAGGUACACCAUUACAAUGUUCAUUUUUGCUUGCUCAAAAUUCUCAAAUUUUUGCUCAAUCAAAUUCUUUGGAUGCUGAAUAUUUAUUUCAUAAAGAAAAAAAUGAUAUUGGUGAAGGUACAGUAGGAUGUGGUCGAAAACCUGAUGCAGUGAAAUUAUUUAUUGGAUGGAAAAUAUUUGGUAUUGAAGGAUAUCAAAAAAGAAUUGAACAUGCAUUUAUAAUGAGUAAACAUUUAUUAAGAAGAUUAAAAAAUCACAAAAGAUUUAGAAUGGUAUUAGAAGAACCUGAGAAUUUACAAGUUUGUUUUUGGUAUAUACCAGAAGAAAUUGAGGAAUUUUGGUUAAAUGAAAAAUAUAAAAAAUAUAAUAAUUUGAAAGAAAUAAUAAUAAAAAAUAAUAAUGAACAAUUAAAAAAUUAUGAAAAUUUAAAUAAUAAUCAAGAAAAUUAUUUUAAAAAUUACAAAUUAUUUAAAUAUAAAUUGUCAAAAAUUACCAAAGAAAUACAUUUAAAAAUUAGAAGAAAUGGAAAAUAUUUAUUUGAUUAUUCACCAAUAACUUUAGAAAAUAUAGAAUUACCUUUAUUUUUUAGAAUUGUAAUUAAUUCACCCACCAUUAAUGAAAAACUUUUAGAUAGUUUAUUAGAUCAAAUUGAAAUUGUAGGUAAAUCUGUGAUGGAAUCUUUAAAUGAUAAUGAUAAUAGAAUUAAUCAAAUUAAUGAAUAUACAACUGAUAUUAAUUAA
Molecule: messenger RNA, 1581 nt
Organism: Diversispora eburnea
Lineage: Eukaryota; Fungi; Glomeromycota; Glomeromycetes; Diversisporales; Diversisporaceae
Source: the annotation of a GenBank genome assembly